CUUGAAUGAUAUUACAAUGCUAUUGGAUCGGUAAAGUACGUUGUAAGUUGUAACUUUGUAUUUAUAAUCCGGAGUUGUUCAGCGAAAUGCGGUGGGAAACGUUUGAAAUAGGAAGAAAGAAUUCCCGCCAAACAAAUCUUGGAAGAGAAGAAAAUAACCAGAGACGGUCGGAGGGAAGGGGGUAGAUGGGCAUGGAGUUCAAAAGCCCUCCGUUGUGUCCUGCAAUGGUCACGGUGAGGAGAAACCCUCCGCGCAAGGCGAGGGCGACUCCUUCGACCACUGCUCCGGAUUCCACUAAACAGAACCCGUCUGCGUCAAAGCUUAAGGACAUACCUCGAUGCCCUCUAGAGGAGCUCCUUCACGAUGACACUCCUCAAAUCCCUUCGGUGGCAAUGCCAUCUUCUAUACCUUCUCCACCGGAAAAUGGGAAUUCCGAGAACCUUAGGGUCUUCUUGAGGAUUAAGCCACUGAUAGAUACUAAUGUUUCCUCAAAGAAGAACAAGGCCACUGAAACAAGAUCGAAGCUCAAAGCUGCUAAGAACAAUGAUACGAACAAGAAGGAAGGGAUCUGCUUGGUUGCGAAUGACUCGCAUUCCGUGACACUUUCUCCGCCGUUGUCCCUGCAGGAUUCGAAGCGACUGAAAACUGAGGUCUACCAUGGCUUCAGCCAUGUGUUUUCUCCCGAUUCUUCUCAGAAGGAAAUCUAUGAGAAGGUGAUGGAUCCUCUGGUAUCAGAUUUCAUCUCAGGGAAAAGCGGGAUGUUAACAGCUAUGGGGCCUACGGGUUCCGGAAAGACGCAUACAAUUUUUGGUUGUCCGAGGGAACCUGGAAUUGUUCCUCUCACUCUUCGGCGUAUUUUCAGUGAGACUGACGGAAGUGAUUCUAAGAUGUCUAGGUCAUAUUAUAUAUCGAUGCUUGAAAUAUACUCCGACCGAGGAAAGGGUGAGAGGAUCAUUGAUUUAUCCACCGAUGGAGCUGAUUUGUGCUCGCAACAAUUAACUAAUAAAGGUCCUCAGGAGGUCAUGGUUUCGGAUGUUGUACAAGCAGAAUGUGUAGUGGCACGUGGAAUGCUAAAACGAACUACUGCAAUGACAAAUGCAAACAGCCAAUCUAGCCGAUCACAAUGCAUUAUUCACAUCCGUAGUUCGCCUAAAAUGAUUAGUGGCAAGCCUGAGGUUCAACCAUCCUGUGCUGUUUUGACAAUUGUGGACCUUGCUGGAGCUGAAAGGGAAAAGAGAACUGGAAAUCAGGGCAAACAAUUAUUGGAAAGCAACUUCAUCAACAACACGUCUAUGGUCUUUAGUCUAUGUCUCAGGUCUUUGUUGGAGCAUCAAAAGAACCCCAAGAAGCCAUUGCAGAAGCACUUCCAAAAUUCUUUGUUGACCAGGUAUUUAAGAGAUUAUUUGGAAGGCAAGAGACGAAUAACUUUGAUUUUAACUGUAAAACCAGGAGAACAUGACUAUCUUGAUACAUCCUACUUGCUUAGGCAGUCUUCGCCUUAUAUGAAAAUCAAGUUCAAUAACAUUGAAGAACCAUCCAAUUUGCCCUAUCAGAAGAGACACAAUCACAUGUUGCCUAGAACAGAGCAGCCCAAGAGAAGGAAGUUCAGCAAUGUAGAUGCUGUGAUACAUGAAGGAGACGGAGCAAUAGAUAAACCGGUUCUUGAGCCGAGUGACUGUGGACCUCUUAGUGAUAAAGCCUACUUGCUGAAAAUGUUGGGCGAAUAUAAGAAAAAGCUCCAGGAAUCAGAAAAUGAAGUCUUCAACUUACAGGAAAGCCUUCAAAAGGAAAAAAUUCGAUCUUUGGAACUGGAAAGGGAAUUGCAGGAUUUGAAAUCUAGUUGUUCAUGUGGUCAGAUAAGAGUUUGUGAUGCUGUGAUUGAUCAAUCAAGCUUUUCGCUGUUAGAUUGUCAAUCUGUAAAUCAGAGAAGUCAAAUAUCUCCCAGAGAUGAGAAAAAUAAUGAUCAUUCUGAAGAGUUGAAGCAUUUGCUGGUCACAGACAACUCUUCUGAUGCAGAUGUAACAGCUAGUUUGGAGCAUUCAGAAUCAAUGGUCUGCUUUUCUCAGUCGACAAUCCUGGUUGAUAGUGACCAUUUGACAACAGAGCGGAACAAAUUUCUUAAUGAAGAGAAAAAGGUUGGUGCACAUCCUUCUCCAAACCCGAAGAUAUCAGAGUUAGGGUCUGUAAAUCAGAGAAGUCAAAUAUCUCCCAGAGAUGAGAAACAUGAUGAUCAUUCUGAAGAGUUGAAGCAUUUGCAGGUCACAGACAACUCUUCUGGUGCAGAUGUAACAGCAGCUAGUUUGGAGCAUUCAGAAUCAAUGGUCUGCUUUUCUCAGUCGACAAUCCUGGUUGAUAGUGACCAUUUGACAACAGAGCAGAACAAAUUGCUUAAUGAAGACAAAAAGGUUGGUGCACAUCCUUUUACAAACCUGAAGAUAUCAGAGUUAGGGAGAAGUCAAAUAUCUCCCAGAGAUGAGAAAAAUAAUGGUCAUUUUGAAGAGUUGAAGUAUUUGCAGGUCACAGACAACUUUUCUGAUGCAGAUAUAACAGCAGCUAGUUUGGAGCAUUCAGAAUCAAUGGUCUGCUUUUCUCAGUCGACAAUCCUGGUUGAUAGUGACCAUUUGACAACAGAGCAGAACAAAUUGCUUAAUGAAGACAAAAAGGAAGUGUUGUGUAGAAGGAUAUCACUCGAUGAAAAUGUAGAAUCCACUACCAUUGAAAAUAUUGCAGAAGGUGAACCUGAGCAAGAUCGUGCCACUAAAACUGAGAAGUUGGGGAAACCCAGAAGGAAACUUCAACCUGCUUCAUCUUUAUUGUUGAAAGAGAUCAGUGGUUUGAACUUGGAAGAUGAAAAUGAGAAACCAAAGGGAAAUAGAGCGGGUGAAAGGAAACUAUCAACUGGGGAAAGAGGACGAUCACAGGGUAGCAUUUCCCUGCUGAAGUUGAUAAGGAGUAAUUUCCAUAAUUAAUCUGAUGUUGUAAAUAUUAUCUUUUUGUAUUUUGCGUUUUCUAUGUGAAAAUGAGAAAUGAAAUUUUAUCCUGAAACUAGUCGAGAGAAAUGGGGUCAAAAUCUGUUCAGAGGUAGCUAUUAAAACAUAAUUUCUCUUCUAGUCAUUUGAGAAUUAGAUUUGGUGUUACUUUA
This is a messenger RNA of Nelumbo nucifera (sacred lotus), 3142 nucleotides long. RefSeq names its product ATP binding microtubule motor family protein. Lineage: Eukaryota; Viridiplantae; Streptophyta; Magnoliopsida; Proteales; Nelumbonaceae. The record is from RefSeq and is a predicted model, not a curated record. Gene Ontology annotation, molecular function: ATP hydrolysis activity; microtubule binding; ATP binding. Gene Ontology annotation, biological process: microtubule-based movement. Gene Ontology annotation, cellular component: nucleus; microtubule; kinesin complex.